This is a messenger RNA of Paramuricea clavata, 951 nucleotides long. The record is from the annotation of a GenBank genome assembly. NCBI's taxonomy places the organism in Eukaryota, Metazoa, Cnidaria, Anthozoa, Malacalcyonacea, Plexauridae.
AUGAGUGAUGAUCUAAAAGAUGUUAAAAUUAUUCUUGCACACGAAGAAGGCGCCUAUCAACCAUGCGUAUUGUCUGGAAUACUGGAAAUAUGUCCAAGCAAAUCAAUCCUGAUAAACGAAAUUCAAGUGAAGCUUAAUGGGCAAGCUUAUAUUUCUUUAGCAAGCACCGAACGUCGUGAAGAUUUCAUUGACAUAGUUCAAACUAUAUUUCCAACCUCUGAUAAACCAAUCAGCGAGCAGGUCGAAACAACACUACAAGAGAACGUUCGUUACACACUACCGUUCAGCUUUCAACUCAUGAAUCAUUUACCGUCUUCGUUUGAAUUAAAUUCAUCGUAUUCCGGAAUAACAGCUUAUGUUCGAUAUUACAUCGAGAGCACCGUUAUUCGACCGAAAAAUGCUUUGGCACAUAGAUGUCGAAGAGAUUUUAAAUUCCGCCAAACUCAAGAUUUGGCCAAGAUUCCGGGAUACUCGAUGCCGAAGAUGUAUCAGAAGUCCUAUCGUGGCGGGGUGUUCGGUUUGGCCUCGGUACAUCUGACGUGCGAAUUAGAUCGCGUCGCGUACUACCUCGGUGAAACAGUAUCCCUCAAUAUUACUGUUGACAAUAGCGCAAGAAAAGUUCAAACAAAAUUUGUUAUAGCGCAGCUUGUGCAGGAUGUAAGUCUUAUCGAGAACGAAAACGAUCACCGCAGCUUGCAUAAAUGUUCGACUAUAAAAGUCCUGCAGAGUCUUAUAGUGGCAGAUAGCGUCCAGAUGAAGCAGUGCGUGACACUAUCAAAUGUACAGUUAGAUAUACAACCCGCUACUGACUUGAUUCCAACUGUGGAAACAAGGAAAAGCAUCAUGUUUAACUAUGUUGUAGUCGUAAAAGUAAUCAUUGAUGAAAAAUCCAAACUUUCCUUAAAAAUCCCUAUCAUUGUCGCUCAGAGAAACAGUUUGCUGUCCUACUGA